AGCGCACAUUUUUCCCCGUCUUCAACCCUCUAAGUGCUGAUUUUGUAAUGUCUCUAGCCUUCAGCUUCGGUUCAUUCGGAGACAUCGUCACUCUUAUCGAUCUGACGACUAAAGUCAUCCAAAUUCUCACGAGCACUUCUGGUGCAUCCGAAAGCUUUCAAGGCUUGAUUCUUGAUGUUACUCGAUUGCAACAUUUUCUGCAACAAGUACACAGUUUCUCACGUCAACGCAACGUGACGAUCCUCAAGAGCCACCUACUCACCUCUGAUGACAUUGCUACUGCUAUCCGGGAGUGCUCGCGAAGCUUAGAGCGAAUCCUGCAGCGAGUGACUUAUUACCGAUCUUAUGUCGAGACCCGAUGUGGCAAAUCUGGACGCCAUUCCUGGCAUCGAACUUGGAUAACAUCUGGCUGGAUGCUUUUGAAAAGUAGAGAAAUCGAGCAGUUCCGAUCUGAGCUGGUGGAACAUAAUACAUUACUUGCCAGGAUACUGUCAGCCAUGAGUUGCGAGUCGAUACAGGUCGUUCAACAGGUCACUACGCAAACCAACGGAUAUGUUUCGGAGGUCGCAAGCAGAUCUCUGGCCAUUGAUGCCAACCUGAAUGUUGCACUCCAACUUCUCCACAAUGUCGAUCUAAAGAUUUCCGCCAGUCUGGUGCGAGAUUGGGCUCCAGACGGUGCAUCUCCUCUUCGAGUACAUGAUUGGAUAGGACAACUGUCGGUCCUACCAAGGCAAGCAGUUCUCACCCCUAAUCAACUUCAACAGUACAUCAUCAAUCGAACGGAAAGUGGACUUUGCCAAGUCAACUGCUCUGGAGACUGGGAGACCAUUGAUCCCUACCGCAGCGAUCUCAAAAAUAACAGAUGUUGGGACAACGGCUGCGAGGCAUGCGGCAUUAUUUCCCAUGAAUGGGGCAUGCUACAGACUUACUUGAAGCAUCACCCACACAUUCCCGUAUCCCUUAUCUGUUACCACUCAACAUCGAAAUGCGGGCAUCAUGAAUAUGUGGACCUUACUCAUGCAACGCGUCUUGGUUGGAGGCUGGGAAGCACCCAGACGGUAGCGUUUACAGAUUCGUUGGACUAUUCUGGUCCGCUUGUGGAGAUAGGUUUUGUAGGAGCAUAGCGGGGUAUGUAUCUUGCAACAUUGGCUGUUUUCUUAACAUCCUGCUCAUCAAGUUGCCCUGGAUUGCCUACCAGGCCUAGGUGACCUGAAUGCGAUAUCUGACUGCAACAUCCUCGAGGUCACCAGUCACAGUUUCGCCUAGUAAAUCAUUAAUAUAGUUAGAGCUAGUACUGCGCGGAACUCCUGAAGAGAGUAUCCACCUUUAAUGGUGUGACUGACCGCUGCAGGCGAGCUUCUUCAUUGUUAGCCUGGACGAUCCGUUCUCGUGUCACAUAUCCAACCUGCAACACUUCGUCCCCUUCACCCUUUCCCAGUAGGUCUCGAUAGUAUUCGUUUACAUCAGUCCUUCUGUGAUGUAGUUGUUUAUCGUCACGAUCCUUUCUGAAACAUGACCCAAGAUCGUUCGAACCUUCGAAAACGAAACGAUCCGCGUCGAAAACCGCCGCCGGAGAAAUGAGAAGAACAUCUCGAUAUUGUCUGGAAAUGGUUUCCGCAAUGUGGAGAUGCAUAGAGGUUGGUUCUGUAAUAUAGGGCGAAGGGAAGACAUUGGUGGCGUAAUGUGAGAUGCUGACGAGACUACUGGGAACCUCUGCAAGACUUGUCAACCAGAAUCCUUCUGGAUGACGGGAAGUCAUGUAGAAAAAGAUACGAGCGAACAGCUCUAUAGUCAUCCCCGUCCGACGGAUCUUGGGUGAUAUGCACGUCAAUCCUGUAUGGAAGACGGUAAAUGGUGAUGCAUAGCCAGCAGCAGCUGGCAUAGGUAGAAAGACAGAUGAGACGAAAGCCACUAUCUCAGAGUCGGAAGGGCGACGAGCGAUAACGAUCAACUUGUCGUCCAGGGCACCCGUUGCGGAAGAAAGACACUGGUAAUCCGGGAGGGGAUAGAGACACUGGGAAGCUAGAGCACGUAGCUCAUUGACGAACAUAGUCCGUUGAGACGCUGUCCAGUGCCUGCCAGGGCGAUCAUAUAGUUCGAAGUCGAAUGGCGGGGAGUUCUUUAGUGUCAUAGCAGGCAGAACUAUGAUUUGGAUAGAUAUAUCAGUUACGGUGCAGAAUGGUUCAGUGAGCAGAGAGACCUACUGAAAACUGUGCAGAAGAAGGGUCUUUCCAGGUAUAGCACAAUUCAUGUAGGAGUGGACAUAAGAAGCAUACCUCUUGUGGUC
This is a messenger RNA of Somion occarium, 2287 nucleotides long. The record is from the annotation of a GenBank genome assembly. Lineage: Eukaryota; Fungi; Basidiomycota; Agaricomycetes; Polyporales; Cerrenaceae.